This is a messenger RNA of Coregonus sp. 'balchen', 419 nucleotides long. The record is from the annotation of a GenBank genome assembly. Lineage: Eukaryota; Metazoa; Chordata; Actinopteri; Salmoniformes; Salmonidae.
UGGAUUUACCUUAAUAGCGGAGACAGCUACCUCGUAUCCCGAGUGAGGGGAGUCUUAUCAAUUGCCAAGUUUAGUCUAUUCCUGGAGUUUUGAGUGGUGAAGCAAGCGUUUUUUCCUUCCUUGAACCUCACUCGUAUUUCACCACCUUUGCUCGCAUCAGCUGGAGCGAGAGCUGCCGCUUCACGAUGGCAGGAGCGGGAAUAUUUCUGUGCAUUCUGCUGUUACAGUGUUUUAUCUCCACUGCGCUGUGCAACGCCGGGUUCGCCUUCACGGAGGAGCCCUCGGAGAGAGCUGGGAAGUCAGACGGGUAUUGUAGUCGGAUAUUACGGGCUCAGGGAACUCGGAAGGAAGGCUACAAUGAGUUUCGACUCCGAGUCGAGGGGGACCCAGAAAAUUAUCAGCCUGGGAGCACUUACAGA